Messenger RNA from Tupaia belangeri chinensis (Chinese tree shrew), 776 nucleotides. RefSeq names its product mitochondrial assembly of ribosomal large subunit 1 (gene MALSU1). Gene Ontology annotation, biological process: negative regulation of translation; negative regulation of ribosome biogenesis. Lineage: Eukaryota; Metazoa; Chordata; Mammalia; Scandentia; Tupaiidae. The record is from RefSeq and is a predicted model, not a curated record. Gene Ontology annotation, molecular function: ribosomal large subunit binding. The transcript is spliced from 5 exons. Gene Ontology annotation, cellular component: mitochondrion. Bases 45 to 755 code for a protein of 236 amino acids.
GGUAAAGCCCCGCCUCGCGAAGUCUGCGCGCUGCGGCCGCGGCGAUGGGGCCGCUUGUCUGCGUGGCUCGGCGCCUCGCGCCGCUUUUCGGGCGCAGGGCCUUCUCCCGGAGAGCUGGGCCCGCGACAUCCGCGGUGGGUGCUGGGCUGCGGCUUCGGCUAGAGGUGGAGCGGCGUCCUGCGGGCCUAGCGCUAGGCCAGCGGUACCUGACCCUCGGCUUCGUGCAUGGCCUGCACAGCGGGCCCCGGCUGGAGGAGCCCGCGGAGGGGACAGCCGGCGAGGGACGCCCGGAGUCGGGCGCAGCAGAUCAUACUGUUCCCAAAUUCGACAUCGACAUGCUGGUUUCACUUCUGAGGCAAGAAAAUGCAAGAGACAUUUGUGUGAUCAAGGUUCCUCCAGAAAUGAAAUACACAGAUUACUUUGUGAUUGCUAGCGGGACUUCCACCCGACACUUACAUGCCAUGGCCUACUACAUUGUGAAAAUGUACAAAUACCUGAAAUGUAAAAGUGAGCCUCAUGUUAAGAUCGAAGGGAAGGACACUGAUGACUGGCUCUGUGUGGACUUUGGCAGCAUGGUGAUUCACUUGAUGCUUCCUGAAACCAGAGAGACCUACGAAUUAGAGAAAUUAUGGACCCUGCGUUCCUAUGACGACCAGUUAGCUCAAAUAGCACCUGAAACAUUACCAGAGGACUUCAUUCUUGGAAUAGAUGAUGAUACUUCAUCCCUGACUCCAGUGGAGUUCAAAUAUAAAUAAAUGAUACGAACUUUAUAGUCA